Molecule: messenger RNA, 1516 nt
Organism: Musca vetustissima
Lineage: Eukaryota; Metazoa; Arthropoda; Insecta; Diptera; Muscidae
Gene: Loxl2
Product: lysyl oxidase homolog 2B
Exons: 4
Coding region: 1-1515 (504 amino acids)
Biological process (GO): peptidyl-lysine oxidation
Cellular component (GO): membrane
Molecular function (GO): protein-lysine 6-oxidase activity; copper ion binding
Source: RefSeq, a predicted model, not a curated record
AUGCUUUCCUUAAGGAUUUAUAUGCAAAUUGUUUGCAUAUGUGUGUGUUUAGUGCAAUUGAUCGUAACACAAUCGGUGCCGUAUCGUUCGCUGGAAGAUGCCCGUUCCGAACGUCAACGUUUAGUGCAAAAAUAUAUAAAAACUUUGAAUAAGGAAGAAGGAGCAAUACGUCUGGUCGGUGGUGAUGCCGAACAUGAAGGUAACAUUGAAGUCCUACACAACAACAAAUGGGGUUCGGUGUGCGAUGAUGAAUGGGAUAUGGUGGAGGGAAGAAUCGUAUGCGAACAGCUGGGUUAUGCUGGUGUUAGGAAAGUAACACACAGUGGUUAUUUUGGUCCUGCCAAAAGACGUUUCUGGAUGGACAAUAUUUUCUGUGAGGGAGAUGAAAAAGAAUUAACCCACUGCCAUUUCGAUGGUUGGGGUGUAAACGAUUGUGAACCCAGUGAGGCGGCUGGUGUUAUAUGUGUUGCUCCAGCUGGUCUGGAACCCGAACCGGAAGUGCAACCAGAAUACUAUGAACCCAAAUAUCGCAUACAUUACACACAUAAAAUGGAUGUACGUCUGAGGGGUGGCCGACAUCACAAGGAAGGACGUGUGGAAGUAAGAAUUAACAACGGCAAAUGGGGUACAAUUUGCUCGGAUGGUUGGGGUCUGCUGGAGGCCAAUGUCGUAUGUCGCCAACUUGGUUUGGGUUAUGCUCGAGAUGCCAUGCAAACUGAUUUCUUUGGUGGCACAGAUAUUGCACCCCAUGUAAUUACUGGCACCGAGUGUUACGGCAAUGAAACCUCGCUAAAUGAUUGUCUCCACCAUGAUUACCUGCGUGGUGUGAUGUCGUUUCAUGGUUCACAUAAUCACGUGGCCGUCGUGAUAUGUGAUCACUUGGCGCCAGAUUUAGUCAUUGAUUAUUAUGAAAUUGAGCGCACCGCUCAUUUGGAAGAUCGUCCCAUGGCUUUGAUGCAAUGUGCAAUGGAGGAGAACUGUGUUGCUAAUGAAGCUUAUGAAAUACAACGUGAUGAUCCCGAUUGGCGAUAUGUCACCAGGCGUCUGUUGAAAUUCACCGCCAGUGCAUUGAAUACAGGAAAUAUCGAUUUUCGUCCAUUCAAAGAGAAGAAUAUGUGGGAAUGGCAUAUGUGUCAUAUGCAUUAUCACAGCAUGGAAGUAUUUGCGACAUUUGAUAUAUUCGAUCAUAGUGGGGUGAAAGUGGCCCAGGGUCAUAAGGCUUCAUUUUGUUUGGAGGAUAGCCAAUGUUUGCCGGGCGUGCCCAAGAAAUAUAAUUGUGCCAAUUUUGGUGAUCAAGGUAUCUCCGUCAAUUGUUCCGAUGUCUAUUUAUAUAAUUUGGAUUGUCAAUGGGUUGAUAUUUCGGAAAUGAAUACCGGAACGUAUACUCUGAAAAUUGCCAUCAAUCCGGAAUUCAAAGUAGCUGAAAUGAAUUUCGAUAAUAAUGCUGCCAUUUGUAACCUGCUUUAUACCGACACUUAUGCCCGUGUCGACAAUUGUAGAUUAGCUCGACCCUGAG